AUGCUCAAGUGCGGUUCGGCAGCGCAUCCAUUGCGCCGCGCACAGGCUCUGCGGAGCUUGGCUGCGGUGCGACCCGGAGCAGCUGGGCGGCACUACGCAACAGAGAUUGAGCCCAAGGCGCCGAGGCAGGGCAAUGAGCAGAAGCUGGGGAGGUCGUUCCAGGGGCAGGUCAUGGGCAGCAUCGGGGCGCGUCUGAGGAGGGAGCGCGAGCAGCGCGAGCAGUACGAGAAGUGGAGGGACAUGAACGAUCCGGCGAGAAAUUGGAUGUUGACUUUCUUGUUCCUAUCGAGCGUUGGCAUUUCCUACUGGCUGGGCACCUACUGGCCGCGAGAACCCGAGCAGACCUCGACGUUGCCGUUAUCCAAGACGAGACCACCGGCGCAUAACGUCAAGCUGGAGAACAUGCAGGCGGCAUGGGCGGACUUUGUCAAGAUUGUCGGAAAGGAUAAUGUCAGCACAGAUGAGGACCAAAUAAGUGCGCACGCCACGUCGGACUGGACGACGCACAAGGCCGGACCUGACGAUCGUUCGUUCUGCGUGGUGUAUCCCGGCUCAACGGAGGAGGUCUCGGAGGUUAUGAAGAUUUGCCACCAGAGGAAGAUUCCGGUCUCUGCCUACAGUGGAGGAACCAGCAUUGAGGGACAGUUUACGCCGACGAGGAAGGGCAUUUCCAUCGACUUUGGCCGAAUGGACAAGGUUCUGGCCCUGCACGAGGAUGAUUUGGAUGUGGUUGUUCAGCCUGCUGUUGGUUGGGAAGAGCUGAAUAACGAGCUCGCAGAGAAGGGCUUGUUCUUCCCUCCGGACCCUGGCCCAGGAGCUAUGAUUGGAGGCAUGGUUGGAACUGGAUGCAGCGGCACCAAUGCUUACAGAUAUGGCACCAUGAGGGAAUGGGUUCUUAGCUUGACGGUUGUCAUGGCCGAUGGCACCAUUCUCAAGACUCGACAACGCCCUCGCAAGAGCUCUGCCGGAUACGACCUUACGAAGCUCUUUAUUGGAUCUGAGGGCACCCUCGGUCUGGUGACGGAAGCUACGCUUAAGCUUACGGUUAAGCCUGAGUCCAUGAGCGUUGCGGUGUGCUCGUUUCCCUCGAUUCGCCACGCAGCCACCUGCGUGAGCAAAGUCGUCGGCAAGGGCAUCCCCGUUGCGGCCGUGGAGAUUUUGGACGACAACCAGAUGAAGGUCAUCAACCUAUCCAAGACCACUUCUCGCACAUGGGCCGAGGCCCCUACCUUGUUUUUCAAGUUUACCGGAACACCCAGCGGCGUCAAGGAGCAGAUUGCGCAGGUCCAGGCGCUCGCCUCACAGGCCGGCAGCAAGUCAUUCGAGUUUGCCAAGACGGAGGCCGAGCGCGACGAGCUGUGGAGCGCAAGAAAGGAAGCGCUCUGGAGCACCAUGGCGGCGAAGAAGGAGGGCGAUCGGGUCUGGACUGGAGAUGUGGCUGUUCCGAUGAGCAGGCUGCCGCAGUUGAUUGAAGAGACCAAGGCGGAUAUUCAGAAGAGCGGGCUGUUUGCGUCGAUUGUCGGGCAUGUUGGGGACGGAAACUUCCACACCAUUCUGCUGUACAACGACGCGCAGCGGAAAAAGGCCGAGGCGGUUGUUUCGCGGAUGGUGAAGCGAGCGGUUGAGCUCGAGGGCACAGUUUCUGGAGAACAUGGCGUUGGUUUGGUCAAGAGAGACUACCUGCCUCAUGAACUUGGGGAGACGACGGUGGAUGCGAUGCGCCAGAUUAAAAAGGCCUUUGAUCCUCUGUGCUUGUUGAACUGCGACAAGGUUAUCCGUAUGCAGAAGCCCAAGAGCGGCGAGGUCAAGGAAUGCAAAUAUUCCCGAAAUCACCGUGCUGUCGACGAUUGCUUUUGUAUCAUCUUCACCCCCAAACAGCUCAACAAAAGACCGACGAUUGAUAUCCCGCCCCGCCAUACAUUCGUGCAGGAGUGUUGUCACUGCGCUUCCAACCCCGCUGACCCCCUGGGUCUUGUCGCGUCUUCAUCAUCUCUCUCCAUGUCGCUCUUUACCGCACAGCUUCAUCCCGGACGGGCUCUCGGGUUCUUCACCCUUGGCGCGUCCCUCCACGAUGUCCUGACCCGGGUCAAGGCAGAACCGCAAGCGUUCCCGAAGCUCGAAGUCCUCUACUCCCGAGACCAGCCCGUCACCGAACCGGUAUGCGUCGUGCUGCCCCAAAACGGCAUCAGGCUGCGGUUCGACGGCCCUGAGCAGCGCCUCCGCCUGAUCGAAGUCAUCGACUUUACAAAGAGCCACAUCACCUUUAAGGAUCGGGAUCUGGUACGGCCAGCCGGCGCCGCUGCUCCCGAAGUGCCGGGCGAGUCAUCGGCGGGACCUACCUUUCGGCACAUUUACCAUCGGCUGCUGGGACCGACCUAUGCAGGCGAGUUCAUUCCUCCGGCGGCAUCUCAGGGCAACGGAACGUAUGUCUUGUCGUAUCCCGGCGUGGCCUUUAACUUCUCCGUGCCGACCUCUGUAUAUUCGGCCGACAAAGACGUUGUUUCGCUACUUUCUGCCUCUUCAUCGCAGAUUGCGACUUCUAUGGCUGUGUUUAGUGGUAAUUCCUGGGCGGAAGUGCGGCCGACGCUGUGGACGGAGGUUCUGCCUAGCGUCAAGGUGACUUCAACUAUACCUCGUGGGAAGGACGUUUACCCUGACGAGGUAUCCUUGAUUCGACUUCACGGCGGGGGCAAGAUACAGCUAUUUCGGAAAUGGACGGCGAGCUCUUUCUGGAUCAUCCUUGGUGAGACCACGCCGCAGGAUCUCGUGGCAGAACUUGGGCCGCCGAAUGCGAUAUACCGUAAGAAUGAUCAGAAGAUGGUCAUUCACAAGAUGCGAGCCGCUAGUAAUACGCACGGCCGCCCUAAUGUGAAGGACCUGGGCCGGCCGGAUGAGUCGACGGAUACGGACCAGUCGUCUAUGCAUACUGGCUCAGACGAAUCGGAUAACGAGGCCGCAGUAGAAGACGAAGGGGGGGAUAAUGCAUCCGGAGAGUGUUUCUACAACUACUUCUAUCUUGGCUUUGACAUUCUCAUGUCUACGCCCGUACCCCCUUCGAGCCUACCACCAGGAGAGACACAAGUGCCGGAUGAUAUUGGUAACGGAAUCAAGACCCAUGCUCCCGAUCGACUAGUUGCGACGAAACUGGUGCUCCACGGCAACAUCCCCGGCUCCUACGAAUUCAACCGCCAUCGACGAUGUCGCUGGGAGAUUAGCUACCUGGAUGACCUGGCCAGUGAUGGUGGCCCCGUCAGCUCCGAGAUGGAAUUCAAGACGAUAGAGAAUCUCAUGAGCAGGAAAUGGGAGGGCGCCUACCCCACAGACAAGACUCAGCCGCGGCAAGGGGGUAUGGUCCUGAACCGUGGCUGGGGCGACAGCCCAGGCAGCAGUUGCGAGUUUCUCGGCGGUUGGGAAGAGAGCGGCGCGAGGAGGCCGGAGGCAAAUGGCGAUUCUACGACGACGCUGUAUGGCUUCCCUGGAAUGGUUUUUGAAGUGUUGAGGAAUGACUAUGUUAACACGUUGACGGUGUUUUGA
Messenger RNA from Trichoderma aggressivum f. europaeum, 3534 nucleotides. RefSeq names its product CAZyme family AA4. Gene Ontology annotation, cellular component: mitochondrion. Gene Ontology annotation, biological process: lactate catabolic process. The coding region runs from base 1 to 3534 and encodes 1177 amino acids. The record is from RefSeq and is a predicted model, not a curated record. NCBI's taxonomy places the organism in Eukaryota, Fungi, Ascomycota, Sordariomycetes, Hypocreales, Hypocreaceae. Gene Ontology annotation, molecular function: D-lactate dehydrogenase (cytochrome) activity; FAD binding; D-lactate dehydrogenase (NAD+) activity. The transcript is spliced from 7 exons.